AUGAUGGCCUUUGCAGGUACUGGUAAUCCAACAGAUGAAGACACAUUGAGUUCUUCACCCUCUAAACUGAACAAAGGAUCACCAAGACGCAUAUCAACAGCUGUUGAUAAGUCAACACCAUCACGAGGGCACAGACCAUCGGUGAUCCCCAAAAGACAGAUCCUUGAAAAAUCACGGUUGCCAUCUUCACCUUGUAUUGAAACCUCAUGUGCAGUACCACUAGCAACAACGUUGACCAGGGAACAGGACAUCAAAAAACAACAAAAAACCAGAACAUCAACACCAAGAAAAUUGGCACAUAGUCCUGGACCAGUGACAAAUUUUACCCACAUAAUUGAAAGUAGUUUUGAUGUUUUGAAUAAUGAGAAUAACCAGUUUCCUCAGUAUCAAGAUGUGUCGUUUCAACCUGACGAAGUGGUUGGUGAAUUUGGGUACAACAACACAUCAACAUGCUCAACAUCCAGCUUCCCAGUUCAACCUCUCAUAGGUAAAAUAGUAAUUACCGUGACUUUUGGAUCAAAAUUUUUUUUAGGACAGGUGCAUAUUUUGUCAAAUCGAGAUUAAAUCAUACCUUAAUCACUUUAGUCAACAGA
Magallana angulata is the source of this 593-nucleotide messenger RNA. RefSeq lists its product as uncharacterized. The record is from RefSeq and is a predicted model, not a curated record. Bases 1 to 564 code for a protein of 187 amino acids. The transcript has 3 exons. NCBI's taxonomy places the organism in Eukaryota, Metazoa, Mollusca, Bivalvia, Ostreida, Ostreidae.